This is a messenger RNA of Penaeus monodon (black tiger shrimp), 1117 nucleotides long. RefSeq lists its product as uncharacterized. The transcript has 5 exons. The coding region runs from base 9 to 1013 and encodes 334 amino acids. Gene Ontology annotation, cellular component: extracellular region. Gene Ontology annotation, molecular function: chitin binding. The record is from RefSeq and is a predicted model, not a curated record. Lineage: Eukaryota; Metazoa; Arthropoda; Malacostraca; Decapoda; Penaeidae.
GUUCAAAGAUGAAGGCGGAAUUUUUAUUAAUCGUGAUUACCAUGGGAGUUUCAGCAGUAAUGACUGAACCCCAAUGCACAGAAGAGGGUAGGUUUCCUUAUCCUGGUACAUGUGGAGCAUAUUUUGACUGUACUCCAAAUGAAUCUGGUGGCUAUAACCUUGUGAAGGAUAACUGCAGAGGCUACACCUUCGAUACUGCCACAAAAUCCUGUAUAGACAUGCAAUGUGAAUCCCGGCAUAAACGCAGUAUUGCUACUGAUAAUCAUCAGUACUCGCAUUUGUGUCAAGCUCAGCCUGACAGAUUUGUGUGCGCCAGUUGCAAAACGCUCGUCAUGUGUGUGAAGGGUCAAGCCUUCACUCGUCACUGUACCCAUGAUAACUUCUGCACAGGCCGAAACAAGUUUGGAGGAGGAGUUUGCUACCCAAAUGAACCAGUAGAAUGCACUUGUACAAAGGCUAAUGUCUUCAGGGUAGACCAUUAUGAUCCCCAGAAGUUCUUCUCUUGUGAUGGUAUUGCUUCAACACCAGAAAGCUACAAGUGCCCAGAUGGAAUGGAAUUUGAUGAAAGCAUAGCUCAAUGCCGCAACACUGGUGGCCUGCCACCAUGCUCUGUUCCAGGACAGUUUGUUAAUCCCAAUAACUGUAGUGAAUACUACUCGUGCAUUUCCCUUAAACAUGGAUGGCUUCAGAGGUCUUUCCAAUGCUCCCAAGACCUCAUGUUCAAUCAGAAGAUGCAGAAAUGUGAGAAUCCUUGCAGGUACCAGUUCGUUUGUACGCAAGAGGGACGUUAUGCAGACACUAUCAACAAACGUAAUUACUUCGAGUGCUACAUGUUGGGAGGCAGUCUGAGACAAGUGCGUUAUAACUGCCCUGAGGGUUAUAUGUGGGGUGAAGACACUCCAGGCAUUGGAAAAUGUGUUGAAGACCAUGGUGAGAGGGAUGAUGAUUAUCCCUUCAGGCACUGCACUUUGGAUAACUUGUGUGUAGUUGUUUUCUCUGCAGGGACCAAUUAGGAGGAAGUAAAGGGAAGUGGAAGCUUCCCACCAAAAUGCAAACUAGUCGUCACCGCCCUUUGACUUCAAUAUUCCAGUUUUAAUAAUACGUUUUUAAAUUAAAA